This is a messenger RNA of Danio aesculapii, 1903 nucleotides long. It is a transcript of the gene mab21l1, whose product is annotated as mab-21-like 1. Bases 387 to 1466 code for a protein of 359 amino acids. NCBI's taxonomy places the organism in Eukaryota, Metazoa, Chordata, Actinopteri, Cypriniformes, Danionidae. The transcript has a single exon. The record is from RefSeq and is a predicted model, not a curated record.
CACCGCUUGGACACACACUUAAGAGCACCCUGCACUUUCCAACCCCUAUUGAAAACAGAGAAAAGACACCGCAAGUGGAUACAAGAGGUUUCCUGAACUACUGAUCCGUGCGUAUGGACUUUUAAUUGCCGAAUUACACCAAGGCGUUUGACUUUUUUCUUUCUUUUUUUGGUCGCAUCAGAAAAUACAAGCAGAUGAUUUAACUGCCCGAGUUUGUGCAUGUGCUCCACGCACAAAUAAAAAAAGGCUUUUAAAAAUUUUAAAUCCCCGUUUUUUCUCUAAAUAGUCCACAUUCUUCUCUAAAAUUGGCUCCUGUACAAACAGCCGCGUUGGAUCCCUCGGGUUACUGCGAGACUCCGGUGUACAACCCGGAUCUCUGUCCAAAUAUGAUCGCCGCCCAGGCCAAGCUGGUUUAUCAUCUCAAUAAAUACUAUAACGAGAAAUGCCAGUCUCGGAAAGCGGCCAUCUCCAAGACCAUACGGGAGGUGUGCAAGGUGGUCUCAGAUGUCCUAAAAGAGGUGGAGGUCCAGGAGCCCCGCUUUAUCAGCUCCUUAAACGAAAUGGAUAACCGCUUCGAAGGGCUCGAGGUCAUCUCUCCUACUGAAUUCGAGGUGGUCCUCUAUCUGAACCAGAUGGGGGUCUUCAACUUCGUGGACGACGGCUCUCUGCCGGGCUGCGCCGUGCUCAAGCUCAGCGACGGGCGGAAGAGAAGUAUGUCUCUCUGGGUCGAGUUCAUCACGGCUUCGGGAUACCUGUCAGCGCGCAAGAUCCGCUCCAGGUUCCAGACGCUUGUGGCGCAGGCGGUGGAUAAGUGCAGCUAUAGGGACGUGGUUAAAAUGGUCGCCGAUACCAGCGAGGUGAAAUUACGCAUCAGAGACCGAUAUGUGGUUCAGAUCACUCCCGCGUUCAAGUGCACCGGCAUAUGGCCGCGCAGCGCUGCUCACUGGCCGCUGCCGCACAUCCCGUGGCCUGGUCCGAACAGAGUGGCAGAAGUCAAAGCCGAGGGUUUCAAUCUCUUGUCGAAGGAGUGUUACUCGCUGAACGGGAAGCAAAGCUCGGCGGAGAGCGAUGCCUGGGUGUUGCAGUUCGCCGAAGCGGAGAACCGACUGCUCCUGGGAGGGUGCAGGAAGAAAUGUCUGUCCCUGCUCAAGACUCUGCGCGACCGUCACCUUGAACUACCGGGACAGCCUCUCAACAACUAUCACAUGAAAACUCUUGUGUCUUACGAGUGCGAAAAACACCCGCGCGAGUCGGACUGGGACGAAAACUGCCUCGGGGAUCGACUGAACGGGAUUUUAUUGCAGCUCAUUUCGUGCUUGCAGUGUAGGAGAUGCCCCCAUUAUUUUCUGCCAAACCUAGACCUUUUCCAAGGGAAGCCACAUUCGGCCCUUGAAAACGCUGCCAAACAGACUUGGCGACUGGCAAGAGAAAUUCUAACCAACCCUAAAAGCCUGGAGAAACUCUGAGGUAAAAAAUAAACGGCAUGUUUGUGAAUUGGAGGUCUGACUGAUCAAAGUUCUGAGGCCUAGACGAUGCUAAUCAGGAACUCUUCCACAAAAUGGUCACUGUUGAAACCAAUCCACGUUGAUUUUGUUGUAAAAAAUAUUUUAGAGAGCUCCGUUUAAAAAUACUUUACAUGACGAGAAUUUGUCGUGAGGGAGCAAAUUGUAUCAACAAUCAAAAUGAAUGGUUACCUGUCAGUAUUACUGUUUCUUUCUUUUCUUUUAUCGAGCCAUGCCCGACAACACAUUUUACCUAAAAGCUUUCGACACACGAAGACAGAAUAUAACCUGUACAUUUUAUACUGUAAAUAGACACAUUUGUAGAUUGUGAAUCCGGUGGUCUGCAGUUGUGAAUGUUGUUCUGUGACACGUAAAUAGAAGUAUAAUUUCACCUGUUUUAA